CUAGCAUGCACUGCCAGUGUAAAUGGACAUUCAUUUAUUUCCGUAUGCUCGAUAAUCGGACUCACCUACUACUACCAUAUGUAAUUUCUGCACCAGGCAAGCCUCCACUAAACGGGAAAAAAUGGCCUGACGUUCUUACGAUACGUCCGUAUUCUUUUCUCGCAAUUAAACUGUGCUUACCCCAUUAUUUCGUCAGGUGCCGCGCAAGUAUAAAAACCCUCGCGACUUUGACGCAUCGACAAGUUGUCACCUUCUCGAUUACAAUUAUGCAGCUCUCGUUUAUCUUCGGGACACUUAUGUCCUUUGUCGCUAUUGCUGCUGCAUAUCCCUCACCAGACUUGGGGACGAAACAAACUUCUUUGGCUAAGCGCGAGGGGCUUGACUUUGACACCGCUCACCAGUUGGACGUUAGGGCGCCUGACGUUUCAGCGCCCAACGAUCCUGACGACCCUGUCAUGCCUAACGAUCCUUUCGAGUCUAAUUAGAACGACUGAUGAAGGGCGACGAGCAAGUGUGGGGAGUAACUACAUGUUACAAGGUGGACUGUGAGGGUGCUAUGAGGCGUCAGUCACUAACUACAGGUUCUGUUUGUAGAAUACUUUCUUUGCGCUUCGCUUUGUAUCUUGAACUUUCGAUCAAGCUUGGCACUUUGAAUCGGAUAAUGUCACUGGUCAAUCGGUCAUAUUCAAUAUCAGCCUGAAACUUGCAACAAUACUAGGCGUGUUCUCUGCGAAUAGUUGGUAAACUUGGUCUCCCC
Suillus plorans is the source of this 757-nucleotide messenger RNA. RefSeq lists its product as uncharacterized. NCBI's taxonomy places the organism in Eukaryota, Fungi, Basidiomycota, Agaricomycetes, Boletales, Suillaceae. The transcript is spliced from 3 exons. The annotation marks the transcript as partial. The record is from RefSeq and is a predicted model, not a curated record.